Molecule: messenger RNA, 462 nt
Organism: Ceratosolen solmsi marchali
Lineage: Eukaryota; Metazoa; Arthropoda; Insecta; Hymenoptera; Agaonidae
Product: glycine-rich protein 2-like
Exons: 2
Coding region: 1-462 (153 amino acids)
Source: RefSeq, a predicted model, not a curated record
AUGACGGAGUACCGUGGUACACCUUCGUGGCCCCAUGACCGGGACAACCCAGACGACCCGGGCGAACCGGAUCAUGCGACUCGUGAAAAAGGAGCGGAAGAGUUAGAUGUGAACGUGAGAUAUACCGGCAACGUCGUCAACUAUCAUUAUCCUCGCGGUAAUAGUGGUAGUGGUAGUGACGGCGGUAGUGACGGCGGCGGUGACGGUGGUGGUGCUGGUGAUGGUGGUGGUGGUGGUGGUGGUGGUGGUGGUGGUGGUAACGGUGGUGGCGGUGCUGGUGUUGGUAGUGGUUGCGGUGGUGGUUCUGGUCGUAGUGGUGGUGGUGUUGGUGAUACUGGUGGUGGCUGCGAAGCUGCUGCUGCUGCUGCUGCUGCCCCUGGCGAUGACGAUGGUAGACGACGUUUAUCCUUCGCGGAGCUGGGCGAUCAAGUGAAACGACGUUCAAAGAGAAUCUUCGGAUGA